AUGACUAGACCUAGAAUUGUGCGAGCUGAUACGCUCGACCUCCAAGACCACGAUGCUCCCUCCGCGAAGGACCAUACACACGCCAUCCACACAAAUGAAGAGACCGGCCUAGCUCCGCACCAAGAGAAGGAACUCCGUCAUGCCGGCCACGAUUCCAAAGCUGAAAUCAUGCACGGGCCCGAUGGCCGCGACGGGGUUGAUAUCUACGAUGGCACAGACGAUAUCCAUAUUGGGCUUGGUGUGCAUCGGGAUGAGGGCGAUGUUGGCGACCAUGAAGACGGUGACCAUAGCGAGGGGGAGGAUGACGAUUUGUUGGAUGAUGACCUCAUGGACAAAAUCUCGAGCUCUCCCUCCAUUGACGACGAUGAUAUCAACUUUGAGUUUGUAUAUGCGCUACAUAACUUUGUUGCCACCGUCGACGGACAGGCAAACGCGUCAAAGGGAGACAACAUGGUGCUGUUAGAUGACAGCAAUAGCUAUUGGUGGUUGGUCCGAAUUGUGAAGGAUGGAAGUAUUGGGUAUCUGCCCGCUGAACAUAUUGAAACACCCACGGAGAGAUUGGCACGGUUAAACAAGCACCGAAAUGUGGAUCUCUCCGCGUCAAUGCUUGGGGAUAAUUUGGAGAAAUCCAAGAACCCACUGAAAAAGGCAAUGCGCCGACGAAAUGCAAAGACUGUCACCUUCACCAGCCCAACGUACAUUGAAGCUUCUGACAAUGAUUACUCGACCGAGGAGGAGGAUGACGAUGACGACGUCUCUUUUACCGACGAAUAUGCACAGCAAGAAUAUGAACAGCAAGAAGAGCAGAACGAGGAUAUUGUUGUCGAACCGCUGCGUCCAAAGUCUAAAGGUGUUGAAGAGUCGCAAAACGCGGAGAAAGAACCUACUGCUGCCAGCCCGGAAAAGCAGCGAUCAAGCCAGGAGAUUUUUGAGCAAGAAGACCCUAUUUCCCCUACAUCUGAACUUAACGUUAGCCGGUCAAGGAAUGGCACGCUUAGAAAUACCGACUCAUUCUUCAAGGACGACACUGCGGAGACCAAGAAGAUUUCUCUCACUCCGAACCUGCUGCGAGACGAGGCCGCGUCCGGCGAGCCAAGAGAGACUCGUAUCAGCCUAGAAGCACUUGAUAAACUCCAACCGGACGAAAAGAAAGAUGACAAGAAGAAAAAAGACAAAAAAUCUGGAAUGCUUAGCGGUCUGUUCAAAAGAAAGGACAAGAAAUCCAAGUCCGGUGAUGAUGAAGAAAGCACGGAGAAGCAUUCGGGCGAACUGGCUCGCUCAUCGCCAUCGCCGAAGGCAUCCAUGGAAUCCGUUUCCUCCCCCGAAGCACGUCCAACGAAACACGCCGGACCGGCGAGGCAAACUAGCAAGCUUCAAAAGCAACAACCAGAGGCAGCUCAGCCAAAGGAAUCCUUCGAACAAAAGGAAAGAGCCCCGAGGGAGACCCAAAGAGAUCAGACGAUACGUCAAGUAGUACUCGACGAAGUGGAAGAGAUCUCUGGACCCUCUCGUUUCAAGCCGUACGAGCCAGAACAGAGCGCGCCGACGGUCAGUAUACCGAGCCCUCAAAAGAAGCCAAUGUCGCCAACCUCACCAACGUCUCCAAUCUCACCAAUGUCACCCAUUGGCGGUCCCAACCGGCAGCUCCCACCAAACCAAGGCCCAGCGCCCUAUUCGCACUCCGUAACAUCACCGCCGCAAAAGUUCGCUCCAAGCCAACCAACAGAGCAAUUCCGCUUUGUCGAUUCGCCCGUCAGCGUAUCCUCGCCCCUGGACCGCCAGCGCACGCCCAGCAUCCCAGGUCUAACCACCGACCUCCCACCCGCCGAAGACAGCCAAUACUCGCCGGACUCGCCGCCCCUCUCCCCAGCCGACACAACGGACAGCAGACGCGCCGACGUCGACGCCCCCGCCACACCCUUCGAAGCACCAACUCCCACAUGGAGCGACGCCAGCCUGCGCUCGUACCUGGAGGACGAGAACGAGCUGCGCGACCUCUACGUCAUCGUCUACGACAACUCGAAUAUCCCGCCUGCUGGCCCCGAGCAUCCGAUUACGGGGAACCUGUUCAAGGACGAGAGCAAGAGGCUGCGCGAGAUGAAUAGCCAGUUGGACUCGCUGUUGUCGGAUUGGGUUAAGCGCAGGGUGCGCAGGUCGACGGCGACGAGUCAGUAA
Aspergillus mulundensis is the source of this 2175-nucleotide messenger RNA. RefSeq lists its product as uncharacterized. The transcript is spliced from 6 exons. Gene Ontology annotation, biological process: establishment or maintenance of actin cytoskeleton polarity. NCBI's taxonomy places the organism in Eukaryota, Fungi, Ascomycota, Eurotiomycetes, Eurotiales, Aspergillaceae. Gene Ontology annotation, molecular function: protein binding. Gene Ontology annotation, cellular component: cell tip; microtubule cytoskeleton. Bases 1 to 2175 code for a protein of 724 amino acids. The record is from RefSeq and is a predicted model, not a curated record.